Messenger RNA from Corythoichthys intestinalis (scribbled pipefish), 3732 nucleotides. RefSeq names its product carbonic anhydrase Va (gene ca5a). The record is from RefSeq and is a predicted model, not a curated record. Gene Ontology annotation, molecular function: zinc ion binding; carbonate dehydratase activity. The transcript is spliced from 7 exons. Bases 322 to 1272 code for a protein of 316 amino acids. NCBI's taxonomy places the organism in Eukaryota, Metazoa, Chordata, Actinopteri, Syngnathiformes, Syngnathidae. Gene Ontology annotation, cellular component: mitochondrion.
ACUCCUUUGGGGGGUCCUGCAGUCCUGUUAUACCGCCAGUAUUAAUCUGUACUCUAUUUUCCCAUAAAUUGCUACUGUAGCAUUCGUCUAGCUGUUGUUUUCACCGUGUUUUUUGUUUUGUUUUGGCAACGUAUGACCGCUUUACUGGCGGAAGCAGAGAGAACGAGACACAAAACAGCCUGCCGUAACACAGUUCAGUGUCUAUUUGACAGCUAACUUUAGGCGAGUUCGACAACACAGUGGUUAGCUGCGCGGUCGGGUGAAGCGUCGAGUGGGAAGCGUUUUGUUAGCCGACUGCCUUGAACGAGGAAAAAACGCGAGAUGGUGACUUUGUCAUCAGUAAUUCGACCUCUGGCUUCUCAGCUUCACCGACAGCUCUUAAAACACGCCGGGAGGAGUCACCGCUUCACCUCCGUCCGCGGAUGCAAUCUGACGGCGUGCUCCAGCAGAUAUGUGCUGUCGCAAAUGCACCCCAUGUGGCAGGGACCCCUUGCAGUUCCAGGAGGUGACCGUCAGUCUCCGAUUGAUAUUGUUGUCCGAAAGAGCGUCUUUGAUUGCCAGUUGAAACCUUUGGUCGCUGACUAUGACCCAACAACAUGCCAGCAAAUCUGGAAUAAUGGUUACUCCUUCCUGGUUGAAUAUGAUGACACGACAGACAAGUCAACUUUAAAAGGGGGCCCUUUGCAAGACAAAUUUAGGCUGUGCCAGUUCCACUUCCAUUGGGGUGAGAGCAAUGCCUGGGGGUCAGAACACACCGUGGACAGGAGGUUAUUUCCUGCAGAGCUUCACUUGGUUCACUGGAAUUCAGAUAAGUACAGUCUGUUUGAGGAGGCAGUGAUGGAGGACAAUGGCCUGGCUGUUAUUGGUGUCUUUCUCAAGGUGGGGAAUAGACAUGAUGGCCUUCAGAAACUGGUAGAUGCUCUCCCUGCUAUCAGACACAAGGGAAGUGUGGUAGAGUUCACUAAAUUUGAUCCUGGCUGCUUGUUGCCUCACAACACUGAGGAUUACUGGACGUACCACGGCUCUCUUACAACUCCUCCUCUGACUGAGUCUGUGACCUGGAUCGUCAUGAAGCAGCCCAUAGAAGUUAGCCAUGACCAGCUGGCUGUCUUCCGGAGCCUUCUUUUUACCUCAGCCGAGGAGCAGGUCCAAAAGAGCAUGGUGAACAACUUUCGUGUGCAGCAGCCUCUGCGGGGUCGCACCGUCCGCUCCUCCUUCAGUCCCUUCCUAAAGGAGUCGCCGUCUGACCAGGACGACCAGCACACCCAUUAAGUGCAUCUCUUGCAUCCUGUUACAGUUGGUGCGACGAAACAAUGUUAUUUUCUCCAAGAAAAUGUAUAUCAAUGUAAAAUACGAUCAUUUUACUAGGCAAAUUGGCUAUUGCUUUUAAAAACUAAUAACUGGUUUGUUAUUCCUAAUUCUAUCAAUUGACACAUUUGUAUUCACAUAAAUUAUAUUUAUUCUGAAUUGACAUUUUAUUGAUUUAUAUUUGAGAGUUUCUAUCAAAUUUUAAAAAUGAGGCUGCUGGUGUAGACUCAAUGGCACCGUGUGCUGGCCACAGCCGGUAUAAUAGUAAACACCACCUUUUUGCACAACACUGACACACAUCAUACUGAUACACAUUACCUGUACAUCAGAUUUUAUUCUGUGUCUUUGUUUUUUAUACUGUCUGUGUUAAGCAUACUCAACACAAGGUUUUUGAGCAACAUUAAUUCGCCUUUAAUCAGAGCUCUUUUGUACAUUCACAAAUCCUUGUUUAUCUUGACUAGAUACAGUCAUAUAGUGCCUUGGAUUCUGAUUUGCAGUCAAAUAGCUGGGAGGUACUCAAAUUUUCCUGCUAUUGUGGUGCAAUUGGAAAAAAAAAAAGAAUCGCCUCUGUGGUCUAAAAUGAGCCUUCUUCACAUGGGUUGUGUUUACGUCUAAUGCCACAUUCUUCGUAAUAAUUUCCUCCCAAACAAAGCCUGUUCAACUGUUGUCAAAAGGAAGAAUCUAUCAAUUCCUUGCUUUUGGGGGGUUUUCUUCCUGGGUGUCUGCACCCUUCAUUUAAAAGAGCCCAAUCUACUCUACUUAUUCACAUCCAUCAUAUGGUCCUUGAUCUUUUUCACUAUGCAACAUUUUAGGCGAGAGCUUUUGAGACUGUAGAAAUAAACUAAAGCAGGCUGAUUAUAAAAUGAGGGUAAAAGAGGAUUGUGUACGAAGGGACAAAGGUUUGACAGAGUAGAAAAAUGUUCUUUAGGUGCUCUCAUUUCAUGAAAGGAUACUUGAGCAGUGUGUCUGAUUCUGAUAUUAAGUGAUGGCCACUAUCGUUAUUCAUUUGAGAUGAAGAAAUGCUAAAACACUCACGCUUGUCAUUUUAAUCCUACCACCAUGACCAUACUGUUCAAAUCAAGCCUCCCUCUUUUCUUGAAGUAGCCUCUUCCAUGAGCACAGACCCGAUCUAUCUCCCUAGUUGGUCCAUUUUGUGUGAAGCCACACAAACUGGAUGUGUAUUGAAAAAAACUGUUGUAAGUGAUUUAAGCAGGUUGUGAAGGCUGCACAUUCACAGAUAAGUGUGUCCACUUAUCUGGUCCAAUUUUAGGUCUUUUGCGGGAUGUACGGAAGGAUUUUAAAUAUGCAUCAAAACAUUUUGUAGAUAUUUUUCUUAUGGAUUUACAUCUCAUGCAAAAAAAACCCAACAACAUUGCCUUUAUGUAAUUGUUUUACAGAUGCAUCACAUGUUACCUGCCUUCCUUUAUUAUGGUAUUUUAUUAUAUCAAACUUCAUUUGAUGAUCCGAAUGUUAUUCAUAUAAGCAGAAUCAAGAAUGGGAUCCAUUAUAAUUGUUGAGACAGUGUUUUUUGGUGCAAUCACCAUUGAUUCAAUCAUGAUUUGGUGUAUUUUUGUCUCGUCUCUCUGGGAUUUCAGGAUAUACGCAUCUCUGUGUGUGUUUAAUUUUUUUUUCUAAUUAUUUUUCUUUAUGAUCUGUACUGUAUUACUAGGUUGGACGUUUUUCAAAUGUAACGAUUAAAAAAAAAUUUUUUUUUUAAACAAACUGUAAGCUGUCAUUAUGGUACACUUAUUAUUCAUGAUGCCUUAUAUCAUCUGCAGGUCAUUUUUCAAUUUGAGCAUGAAUGUGUAUUUUGUACUUUUUCAAUGCACUGUAGCUGUUUAUUUGUCCAAUGGGCAGUCAACAUUCCUGUACAGCAGGGACUCAUUGAGGUCUCUCCUCUCCCUGCUGACAUUUCUGGAUGGUUCUUCUGUAGUCCAGCUGGGCAACCAGUAUUUUUCUCCUUGAAAACCUUGCUUUGAGCGGAAUGUACCCAGACAAAUUGAUUGAGUGUGAUGGAAAUUGGUAUGAAUUCAUGUCAUAACAAUACAUUCUUGUGUUUUUGUUUUCAUUGGUACUAAUUAUAAUCCAAUGCAAAAAUUUUACAUAUACCAUAUACCAAAGCAUUCAUGUUCACUCACCUUCAACGAUUGUACAGUUAGAUUUAAAUCGGGGAGUUUUUUUGCAGUUUUCGGUCAACCUCUUGAAGGACCCAUGACUUUCAGCUGAAAUGAAACCUAGUAUUUCGCUCCAUGAGAUGCUCGUCUUGGCAUUUCUGAAACUAAUUUUUUAUUUCAUGUGAUAGAAGAAGCAAAGUAUAUCCAGAACAAAAUUAAGCUUUCUCUGUGUUCAACAGUACAUGACUUAAAUGUUCUUAAUUGUGCAGAACUGUUUUCCUUUUCAAUAAAAAAGCUGCAUUUUGGAAAA